UCUCGCGUAUUUAUAAAAUACGAAUAUGAUACUAUGAACACUUCUCUCAUAUCAAUAUGUCGCCGCUCAAUUUACUUUUUUUCCUUUUAACUCCAAGUUGCUACUCGCUGAGCAUCGGAGUGAGUGAUAAAAAUGUGACGAAGCGUGCUGCAAAUAGCGAAUUCUUUCCGGACUGGGUCCCCUUCAAGAACAAGCAUGGUGAGGAGCUCGGAGAGUUCGUGGCUGUGGCCAAAGCGAAACCGAAAAAACGACUCGCACCGCCUAUGAAUUUCAUACUAAAAGCUGUCGCCGAACCAAACGGCGAUGAUUAUUAUGAUAAAGGUCAAGGCGAAAGCGACAACGAAGAUUAUUAUGAAAAGAAGGAAUGGUCUGACUUAAACAGACCUGCAGAACCUGUUGAUCCGAAUAAACCGAUAAGCCAAAAUAUAUCUGAUAUAGAUGGAAUCGUAAAUAUAAUAACCAAACCUGUAGACGAUCCCGUGAUAAAAGCUAUACAAGUGCGUAACAAAGAAAAUCAGGAAGCAAAGCAAAAAUCAGAGGAAGAAAAUCAAAAUGUUAGUGAAGAAAAGGAAAGCCUUAAAACUAAAGAUGAAAAACAAGAUAUACAACCAGAGGCCGAAAGUGAUGAAAAAGAAGAGAAACGCCCGAGGCGAUAUGAAGAUGAUGUUGAAUACGAAGAAGCGAGUUCUGAAAAGCAAAAACCUGAAGUUGUCGAUGAAGAAAAGCGUGAAAGCGAGGAAAAGAAAGCAAAAUUGUUAAGUAGCGUUGAUGAUUUAAAAGAACGACAUGCACAAGAGCAACGUGCGAUAAAUGAAAAAGUAAAAGAGGAAGAAUUAUUCCGAGAAGAUUUCGAAAGAGACAACUUAGGAUCUAGUGAAGAGAAUGAUAAGUACGCAAAAGGAAAAGGACCAAAAUGGAAGAAAAUAACUGAUUAUGAAGAAUACAACGAUGAUGUUGGAUCUGUAGAGGAUAAGUAUAAACUUAAUCAUGAAAAAACAACAACGACGACAACUACACAAUCACCUAAAAAGAGCAAAAAGCGCAAAUCCAAAAAGGAAAAAUCUGUAGCUACUGGUAAGCUGUCCGUUUUUAGAAAUCCUCAACUUUAUAUGAUCGUUGAUGAAAACGAAAGUACAACACCAAAACCCAAAGCGGAAAAAUCUAAUGAAAAGUUUUCAGCCAAAUAUUCAGCAGAUGAUGACAACGUAAGAAUAUCAUUAGUCCCAGCAGAUGAUGAUUCAAAGGAAGGUGAGCCAACGCGUUUCUUCCCUAAGAAAAGGAAAAAUAAGCGAAAUAAAGCAAAGACAACUGCGUCACCCAUAACAUUCAAUACAGAGACGAUAAGUCUGCCAACAACAGCGUCUGAUACAACUGGUUUUGAUGCAUCGGCGUCUGACACAACUGCUUCGGAUGUGGAUUCGUCUGCAUCGAACACCGCACCGUCUGCGUCUGACGCAAUCCCUUCUGCAACGUCAGGCGCAGACGUUGACUCCACGCAUGCGUCAACUGAUAAAGAAGAAGAGAAGAAGAUUGCAGAUUAUAGCCACGAAAAAGGUGGAGGUCGAAAACACGAGUCGGAAUAUUCAGAAGAACACGGAGAGCACGGCAAAAAGGCGUAUGAGGGGUACCACGAAGACACGAAGACCAGCAAGGGCCACCAUGACAAGGAGAGUCACCACGAUAAGUACAAGGACCAGGGUGGAAUAGAUAAGAAGCACCAUGAUGAGAAGGAGCAUUAUGGAGCUCAUCAUCAUGAGGAACACGGGAAGAAACAUGCGAAGUACGAAGAAUCAGGCAAGCAUUCAAAGGGACACAGCACUAAAGGUAGCCACGAUAUUCACAAGAAAGACGAAUAUGAGAAGAGAGUAGAGUUCUUUGAAGAAGACGGAGACUCGGAUGAAAUAGAGAUGCAUGGAGGACAUCAUAGUGAGAAGGAACAUUCUAUGGGUGGACAUUACAAGAAGUCCAAUCUAGAAGCAAGCCACAAGGGCCACGCGAAGGGCGACACGGGACAUUUCAGCAAAAAUGGACAUGAACAUACUAACAAGGGUCACAGUGCCUCUGGAGGUCACAGUCAUCACGGGCACCACGGUCACCAGCACCACGGCGAAGGUGGUAGGAAUGGCGGCAAGAAGUGGGUCUACCAUCACGGCUACCCCGCGAAAACGGCUAACUUAGUAGUGAUUGAUCGACGAAACGAUUACCAACACGGCCCGCAGUACUUUGGUUAAUUUUUAAGUAGCCAUAAGAACAUAUUUUGGUAAAUAAUUGGAUUAUUAUGUUAGGGAGUUUUUCAUAAAUUAACUCUUAAUAAUUGUCAACGAUGUUCGAUAGUUUUGUGAAGGGUUGUGUCCUGUGACGUCAUUUGACAAAAUUUUAAGUGUUAAGAAAGAAAAAGAUAAAUCUGUUAACAGACAUGUCGUCACACAAUAGUGAGUAAGUCCGCAGUAAAACAGGUGAUAAUUUAUUUUUAACUUUUUUUUAAUUUCACCUAGAUAUAGUAAUUCUAUGUUUACAUAAUCAGAAUAUCGGAAAGAGCAUGUUAAAUGUAACGUAAAUUAAAUUAACGUAAGUUUUGCUCUUUGUUAAAGCACGUUUGCGUAAUUAGCUCGAAAAAAUUUUAAGUUUUGUAUAAUUAGUAACUAAUGAUUUGUAUUUGUUUUAAUGAAUAAUAGCCAUAACAUUGAUUUUUUGUCACAUUGCUUAACAAUUAUUAAAUUCUUCCUACAAUUCAUUUAUUUCUAAUUAAGAAUUUUCGAUAAUAAUAAAGAUCAUAGAUA
Colias croceus (clouded yellow) is the source of this 2780-nucleotide messenger RNA. Its product is annotated as aspartic and glutamic acid-rich protein-like. The record is from RefSeq and is a predicted model, not a curated record. The transcript is spliced from 6 exons. Bases 57 to 2231 code for a protein of 724 amino acids. NCBI's taxonomy places the organism in Eukaryota, Metazoa, Arthropoda, Insecta, Lepidoptera, Pieridae.